Messenger RNA from Microplitis demolitor, 4928 nucleotides. Its product is annotated as mucin-17. NCBI's taxonomy places the organism in Eukaryota, Metazoa, Arthropoda, Insecta, Hymenoptera, Braconidae. Gene Ontology annotation, molecular function: serine-type endopeptidase inhibitor activity. The transcript is spliced from 5 exons. Bases 475 to 4716 code for a protein of 1413 amino acids. The record is from RefSeq and is a predicted model, not a curated record.
GUUCGUGACGGCCAACGGAGCCGUAUUAAUAUUUUGUUAUAAAAUAAAAAUAGUAAAUACAAUUUUUUUUUUUUUUUUUUUUUUUUUUUAAAUCAAAUAAUUUUUAAAAAUUCUAAUUAAAAAAAAAAUCAUUGUGGACAAGUGGGUCUAUUUCAAUUUGUAAUUAUCGACACGUAUAUAUAUUUAUUUAUAUACACAUAUAUGUAUAUGUAUGAAGAAGUGAAGUAAAGAGAUAAAGAGUAAAAAGAGGUGAGAGGACGAAGGACUCAAGUCUUAACAACGGGGUCACUACCCUUCGUCUGGUGGCAAGGUCAACUGCAAAAUCGUUCAUCUUACUAUCGUUUUAAAACCUGAAAAUUUAUAUAUAUAAAUAUAUAUAUAAAAAAAAAAGUUGAUAUUAUUUUUUAAUUUGUAUAGUAGGCGAUGAUUUCCUGAUUUUUAUACAUCACAGUUUGAAAAUAUAUACUUGAAAAGAUGAAUAAAAUCGUUGUGUGGAUACCACUUGUGGCAUGUAUUUUGUUUUUUAAAUGGACACACGCCCUUCCGGUUCCUGAGGACCAGGAUGAGUCACAAGAGCUCCUCGGUUCCAGGGCCGUAACAUCCGUGUCUGUGAUUAGUAAUAAAAAAGAUCGUAAAGCCAUUGCACCCGUUUCAAGGUUACCAACAUCACCGGUAGACCUUCUACGACCUGAUAAAAUAUCAUUCUAUACACUCGACAGCAAUGGUCAAGUAGUAUUGCGCCGAAUGACUGAGAAAGAGAUUCAAAGUCUGAUUGCCGCUGGAGGCGGUCAAUUGCCCGUAGCUAUUUCAGAGCCACAAAAAAUAACUGAAUCUACUGGGAUGAAGGUUUCAGAUGUCGUCCAAAAUGUUCAAAAAGUAUUGGAAGGUGAAUUGAACAAACCGCCUCAAACAAUGACAGCCAUGCCAACGAUUCCCGGUCAUGCUAAUUCGGAAUGGAGUAGUAUUUUACCAGCAAUUCUGGCUGGAGAUUCAGACAAUGCUGAAACUAGUCCAAUUGAAACUUUUGAUCAAGAAUCUUAUGCUCCUGACGAAAAGCCAAUGAUACAAGUUCCUGUUAUUACGAUCGAAGAGCCAAGUCAGUACGAGAAACCGGAAGACGACAAUCCAGUUUUUCAAAUAGUCAAUACUAUACCUCCGGAAAAAGCUAAUGCUUCAAUAAAUGAUCAAGAUCAGAGCGCUGGAGCUUCAAAUUCAAAACCUCUUGCCUCAAAUGACAUUCCUUUGGAAUCAAAAACACCUGAUGCGAUUGAGAAACCAGAUCAGAAGAAUGAUACUCUGAGUAUUGUUUCAGAAACGCAUUCGACUUCAGUUAAAAUUUCUGGUCAAGAUGAAAUUAAAGUACAUGAAGAGACUCCAGUCAAACAGGUUCAAGUUGUUUCAACUUUAGACCAAAAAGUUGAAGUUGAGACUGAAUCAUUCGCUUCAGCUGAAUCAACUUCAACGUCCGUACCUUCAUCAUCAACUACAACCACAACUACGGAAUCUGUAUUCGAAGUGGCAACAACUGAAAACUCAGGAAAUCUAACAAAAUCUUCUUCUCCCGCGAAACCCGCUGAAGAUUUUACAGAAAUGGUGACAACUGAAGCCGAGACAAAACCGACGAAUACUUUCAGUGACAUGCCGCCGACGGCAGCAACUUCUAUCAGUGAAGAAUUGCCACAAAAAACUCAGUCAGAAGCUUUGCCGACUGAAUUAACUGAUUCUAUUACCAGCAUGAUAUCUCAGGUUUCCGAUGCAAUUCCUUCGAUAAUGACGAUGGAUGAAAAGUCUAAGAUACCUGAAGCUGAAGAAUCUGGAAGUGGUAUAAUUGAUGCUGAGAGUAGUUUAGAAUCUACUAGUCCAGUAACGAUAAUUACUACGACGAAAAUUUUGGCAAAUGAAGAAGAAAUAAAAGAAAGUGUAACAGAAAAGUUAGAAAUAAUAACAACGACUGAGAUAAUUAAGACUGAAGCUCCAGUAUCAAAAACUGAAGUUUCUGAAUUGAUUACUCAAGUUUCAAUGUCAAUGACUGAAUCCCCGGUAUCCGAAAUUGGGGAUUCAGGAUUAAAAACUGAAAUAUCUGUUUCGAAAACUGAAGCUUCUAUUCCAGAAGAUGAAAUUUUGACACCGAAACCUGAACUUUCUAUAAAAAUUGAAGCUACAACAACUAACCAAUCAAAUACAUUUGAAAAUCCUGAAGUAAAGACAUCAUCAACUUCAAAACCAAAAACGACGAUUUCUACUUUACAAGAUUCACCUGGAACAUUACCGGUCAAUUUAUUAAAUAAACCGACCGAAGUAGAAUCCAAAGAAGACCCAGUACCUGAAUCAUCAACCGAAAAAGACUUAGCCAUCACUGAAAAACCAAUCGUGCGUAUAAAUAUCACCGAAAUAAAAGAAGAAAUAAAACUAAGCCCAUUGAAUGCUACAAACGUAACAGAAUCAAAUAUGGUGAGAAUAAAACUGACUGAUCCGGUGAACAAAAUACAUCAGACACUAGAAUCAUCACCUGUACAAACCAGCAGUCCGGAAAUUGAGUCUUUAAAUCUACCAACCACUGAAAUGGCUGCUAAUGGUAUCGGUAGUGGACUGAUCGCUGGCUUUAACACGGAACAGCCUCAAAUCAGUGAGACUAGCACAGAGUCUAGUACUGAACUGACAAUGCAGAUGAUCCAAUUUGAUCAACUACCGAUUGUCAGUGUGAUUCAAUUUGAAAAUUCAACUGAUAAAUUUAUUGAAGCGUCUACAGUUGCUUCGACUAGUUUAGCUUCCAUGGAGCCUAAAGUUGGAAUCACGGAUGCGUCGGUAUUGAAUAGGACACACGAGAUAGAAAUCAAAGAUGUAGUCAAUAAAACAACUGGUGCUGAAUUAGUUGAAAAGACACCUGUUGAUACUCAAAUGGAGACAAAUCAGUCGACCAAUGCAACAGAAUCAAAAAUACAUGACUUACAAAUUCGUAAAGAUCAAAAAAAAGAAACUAGUUUAGAAAAACCAUCAGUAACAAAUCAAAUUACAGAAAAUACUGAUGUAGUAAAUGAUUCAGCUGAAAAAUGGACUCUUAUUCCUCAGCCUACUUCAAAAUUACCGGAAAAAAUUCCAGAAAUUUCGAAGCCUUCAAAAACGCCUGAAAUUUCGAAGCCUGCAAAAACGUCUGAAAUUUCAAAACCUACGAAAACUCAAGAAAUUUCUAAACCUUCAAAAAUAUCCGCAACUUCUGGAUCUAGUCCAAUGCAAUCAAAUAAUAUUCCCGUAGCAGGAAAAAUAGAAACUCCAUUACCUCCAAGAUCACCCGAUCCACCUUCGCAACACAUUUCUCUGGAUCAUUCAAAAACAACACCAGGUUUAGACUCUAGUAUCCAAAACCUUGAACCAGAUGUUCAAUAUUUUUCUAAUCUAUGCAAUGAUUUGGCAUUCAAUUUCUGGUCAGCAGUAAAUGAGGGCCUGAGUAAAUCCAGAUCAUUAGCAGUUUCGCCAUUUGGAAUGACUAGCAUGCUUGCAAUGAUUUUCUUGGGAGCACGUGGUCCCACAUCAAAUCAAAUGAAUGACGUGUUAAAACUCGAUGACAUAACGACUUUUAAUCCUCAUUUAAUUUUCCAGAAUGUAACGGAUUCAGUGGCUUCCCGUCGUAUUAACGGACUCGGUGGUGUUGCAAAUGCCGUUUUUGUAAGAGAAUUAUUUGCAGAUAAAAUGAAGGUCAAUAAAUUGAUGACGUUCUACAAAGAACAGGCACAGAAAUUUUAUGAUGGAAUUGUUGCUGAGGUCAAUUUCUCAUUUGUUAGUAAUGCGGUGAGACGACGAACGAAUUUGUUAGUUAGAAAACAAACAGGUGGAAGAAUUAGAGAAUUCGUUAAGGACAAUAAUCUGUUACCAUUGAGAUCACCACUGGCUGCAGUUUCAGCAAAUGUUUUUCAAACUGACUGCAGUUCUAGCAAUGCUACCUCUGAGGGACGUGAUGGAGAACUUUAUUUCGCAGUAGCUCCGACAAUUAAGUUGAGGAAAUUAGUCCCAGUUCCAGCGACACUUUGGAAAGCUGGAGUUCUUGCUGGUUAUGAAACCAGUUUGGAUGCUACUGCAAUUGCGCUUGGAGGUCUUGACAAAAUGGUGUCUGUAAUUUUUGUUAUUCCCGGUUCAACUGGUGGCAGUGCUUCUGGAGAUAAUCUUGACAAACUUGAGGCCCGAAUUGUAAAUGGAGCUUUGCAUGAUGGUGCUUGGAAUAAAUUACUCAAAGUAAUUAUUCCCCGACCGGGAUUGGAAUUGCAGGUUCCGAAGUUCAGUCACAAGAGUAUAAUCAACGCGACAGCUGCUCUCAAAACGAUGGGGAUAGAGGAAAUAUUUGAAAAACACGCAAAUUUGAGAGGAAUCAAUGAUGUCGGAAAGGAUUUACAUCUUGCUGAUGUUUUUCAGAUGAACUUAUUCAGUACAUGUGGUGAUGAAAAUUUCUUAGCCGGUAAACAUCAUGAAGAAGUUUAUCCAGCGAGUCCACAAAGAAAUGCACGAUCAGAAGAGGAUAAUAAUGAACGUGCGAUUACAGAAGAGCAUGAUAAGACAUACAAUCAUUACGAAAGCGAAGCUGAAAGGAUAGCACGUUUUACACGUCAAGUUGAUAAUGAAAAACCGAGAUUAAAAUUAGACAGGCCAUUUUUAUAUUUCGUAAGACACAAUCCCACUGGACUAAUACUCUACAUGGGCCGUUUUAAUCCACGACUUAUAUCUUAAUAUACAUAAUUUGAUAUUAAAAAUAGAUAUUUAUUCCAUUAUAAAUGAAUUUUGCUCAUUUAUUUAAAAAAAAAAAAUUUUUUUUAAAAAGAUCUUGAUCAUCUUCCAAACUAUUCAAAUAAUUGAUUAUUGUAAUUAAGUUUGGUCGAUGAUCGAAAUGCUAGAAAAUAUUAUUAAUAAUCUCAUUAAUUAAUUACAUUCAUUAUUAUUUA